Molecule: messenger RNA, 1780 nt
Organism: Pan troglodytes (chimpanzee)
Lineage: Eukaryota; Metazoa; Chordata; Mammalia; Primates; Hominidae
Product: mitotic-spindle organizing protein 2B
Exons: 7
Coding region: 22-1185 (387 amino acids)
Cellular component (GO): centrosome; spindle
Source: RefSeq, a predicted model, not a curated record
CCCACCAACUGUUGGGCUCCAAUGACGCCGCGGAGGCGGCCCCGUCCCCGCGCUCCCGCCGCUCCCGCCAGGGCAGCCCGGGAGGCCAGACGCUGGCGCUGCAGGGAGAGGGCGGUGGGCGCAUCCGCUAGGGGGCGCGGCGGGGCGGGGCGCACCUUUCGGCGGGCCGCGAGGAUGGCGGCGCAGGGCGUAGGGCCUGGGCCGGGGUCGGCGGCGCCCCCGGGGCUGGAGGCGGCCCGGCAGAAGCUGGCGCUGCGGCGGAAGAAGGUGCUGAGCACCGAGGAGAUGGAGCUGUACGAGCUGGCUCAGGCGGCGGGCGGCGGUAUCGACCCCGACGUGUUCAAGAUCCUGGUGGACCUGCUGAAGCUGAACGUGGCCCCCCUCGCCGUCUUCCAGAUGCUGAAGUCCAUGUGUGCCGGGCAGAGGCUAGCGAGCGAGCCCCAGGACCCUGCGGCCGUGUCUCUGCCCACGUCGAGCGUGCCCGAGACCCGAGGAACAGUAGCCCCCCUGCAAGGCCCUCGUUUUCCUCCAGCCCGCAGCCUGCGGCCUCUCCGGUUCUGCUCCGCAGCCCAGCUGCCACACACUCGCCUCUCUCUCCAGGCCCCCCGGGUUCCCUCCGCCUCUCUUGCUGCCUGUUCUCUCCUUUUGCAGGGAGAAAUAAAGGCAGCGCUGCCCUCGGGGGAGCAUUGGCCCUGGCGGAACGCAGCAGCCGCGAGGGAUCCAGCCAGAGGAUGCCACGGCAGCCCAGCGCUACCAGGCUGCCCAAGGGGGGCGGGCCUGGGAAGAGCCCUAUGCAGGGCAGCACCUAGGAUGGCGCAGAGACUUGUCACAUCUUUGUCCCCAGCAAAGGCUACGUGUUACCUCCUUCAGUUGAUAAUAAACCUUUCUGAGAUGCAGAGGGUCCAGUCCAUAGCCCCCCCUUCCUCAGGGCUCCAACCACAUCAUGCACAGAACUCAGCUGUAGCCCACAUCACACGGUGCUCUUCAGUCCAGCCACGCGUCCUUCAGCGGCUGGGAUACGUUCUCGACAAUGCAUCAUCAGGCUUGAGUGACAACUUGAGGACAAGGCGGUGCCUCGACAAGAUUUCACACAGCAGCUACGCGGGCCAGAGAAGCAGCACCACAUGGUGUGGCAGGAGAAGGAGGACAUGCACAAGCAAUUGGUUGAAGCUUCAGAGACAUUGAAAUCCCAAGCCAAAGAACUGAAAGAUGCCCAUCAGCAGCAAAAGCUGGCCCUGCAGGAGUUCUUGGAGCUCAAUGAGCUCAUGGCAGAGCUCUACUCCCAGAAGCAGAAGGUGUGGGACAAGGAGGAGGAGAUGGAAGUAGCCAUGCAGAAAGCUGACAUGAUGUGGCAGGAGAUCUGAAGAUCCAAGAAGCUCAGAAAGAGGAUGCUGUUUAGCCAGAUGCGGUGGCUCACGCCUGUAAUCCCAGCACUUUGGGAGGUCGAGGCGGGCGGAUGGCCUGAGGUCAAGAGUUUGAGACCAGCCUGGCCAACAUGGUGAAACCCCGUCUCUAUUAAAAAUGCAAAAAUUAACCAGGCAUGGUAUUGGGUGCCUGUAAUCCUAGCUACUUGGGAGGCUGAAGCAGGAGAAUUGCUUGAACCUGGGAGGCGGAGGUUGCAGUGAGCCAAGAUCAUGCCACUGCACUCCAGCCUGGGCAACAAGAGCAAAACUCUGUCUCAAAAAAAAAAGGUGGGGGGGGGAGGAAGCUAUUUAGAUAUUUCAGUGAUGGUAUUGACUGGACUUUUGUAUGACCUUAAUAAAACAUCUUUGAAAACUUG